GCCCCUAAUACCCUUCCCAUUCUGCAAUCCACUGCUGCAUCAGCCUCACCACACCAAUGCGCAUCAUCCCACAAUCAAGAUCAACGGCGUUCAAGAUUUGAUCAUACACCCACGACUCAACUCUUUAUAAUGGUCCGUCCCACAUAGGAUCAAGAAUUAUAUAUCCAUUCCAAAACACAGGACCAUAAGCUUUCAACUUGCUUCGUCAUUGCACUUAACCAGAACAACUAACGUAAGACAGUCCAAGGGUGAAGCUGUUUUGUAAUGGCGAAACCGCUGCAGGUUGAGGUCUACAAUCCUAAUGGGAAAUACAGAGUUGUUAGCACCAAACCUAUGCCGGGGACCCGAUGGAUUAAUCUCUUGAUCGAACAAGACUGUCGUCUCGAAAUUUGCACGCAGAAGAAAACCAUAUUGUCUGUUGAGGACAUCAUUUCUUUGAUUGGUGAUAAGUGUGAUGGAGUCAUUGGACAGCUGACUGAAGACUGGGGAGAGAAGUUGUUUUCUGCAUUGAGCAGAGCUGGAGGUAAAGCAUUCAGCAAUAUGGCUGUGGGGUACAACAAUGUUGAUGUCAAUGCUGCUAAUAAGUACGGCGUUGCUGUUGGAAAUACACCUGGAGUACUAACUGAGACUACAGCCGAGUUAGCAGCUUCACUUUCUUUAUCAGCAGCAAGAAGAAUUGUUGAAGCAGAUGAAUUCAUGAGGGCUGGCUUAUAUGAUGGAUGGCUUCCUCAUCUUUUUGUGGGGAACUUGCUUAAAGGACAAACGGUCGGUGUGAUUGGAGCAGGUCGCAUUGGUUCUGCUUAUGCUAGAAUGAUGGUUGAAGGGUUCAAAAUGAACUUAAUCUACUAUGAUCUCUACCAAGCCACUCGUCUUGAAAAGUUCGUCACAGCUUAUGGCCAGUUCCUGAAAGCCAACGGUGAACAGCCCGUCACAUGGAAACGGGCCUCAACAAUGGAGGAGGUGCUUCGAGAGGCUGAUGUGAUAAGUCUUCAUCCAGUGCUGGAUAAAACAACUUACCAUCUUGUCAAUAAAGAAAGGCUUGCUAUGAUGAAGAAGGAAGCCAUCCUCAUAAACUGCAGCAGGGGACCUGUAAUAGAUGAGGUGGCUCUUGUCGAGCAUUUGAAAGCAACUCCUAUGUUUCGAGUUGGGCUUGAUGUCUUUGAGGAUGAGCCAUACAUGAAACCUGGGCUAGCAGAAAUGAAGAAUGCUAUUGUUGUGCCUCACAUAGCCUCUGCUUCAAAGUGGACUCGUGAAGGAAUGGCAACAUUGGCUGCACUAAAUGUCCUGGGAAAGAUAAAAGGAUAUCCCAUUUGGUCCGAUCCAAACCGCGUGGAACCAUUUCUGAACGAGAAUGCUCCACCACCUGCUGCCUGUCCAAGCAUCGUGAACUCAAAAGCUUUAGGGUUGCCUGUUUCAAAGCUGUGAAGAAGGCGGCCUCUAGAGGAAAUAUGCAGAUUUGAUAAGAAAACUCUAUAGUUUGUAUCUUUCGUCUUACGACAUUGUAUAUUUAAUUAUGCUAUCUUUUACGGAGCUGCUUUUGGCUUUUGACCUAAACUUCUACUAAUAGUAACAAUCGAAAAUUUCUUAUAUGCAUUAAAUAUGUAUAA
Sesamum indicum (sesame) is the source of this 1607-nucleotide messenger RNA. RefSeq names its product hydroxypyruvate reductase (gene HPR). Gene Ontology annotation, cellular component: cytosol. The record is from RefSeq and is a predicted model, not a curated record. Gene Ontology annotation, molecular function: glyoxylate reductase (NADPH) activity; NAD binding; hydroxypyruvate reductase (NADH) activity. Lineage: Eukaryota; Viridiplantae; Streptophyta; Magnoliopsida; Lamiales; Pedaliaceae.